AUGGAAAGGAAUCAUCCUCACCAUCGUCAACAACCUCAUGGUGGUUUCUUCAACGUAUUCUCUGAAAAUCAUAUUUCUAAAGGUUUGCAGGAAUCAUCAUCAUCAUCAUCUUCUCCUGCUCCUCCGAACUUCACAGUUUCUACUGAGUUAUCUCUUUCUUCUUCCUUCUCCUCCUCGGUAGCCUCCUCCAAAACCAGAACCAGAGGUACCCAUCAGUAUUUUUCCAAGAGAAAUAGUAAUAACAGAGAGAGAAAAGCAUCAUAUCCUCCUUAUAACUAUUUCUUUACGAAGAAAGAAGAAAGGCAUCAUGAGAGCAAUAUCAGCCAGUCAUCUUAUGGCCGCUGCUCUACUGCUUUGAGGCUUUACGAUGACCCAUGGAAGAUCAAGAAGGUUCUGACAACCAGCGACCUCGGGAAGCUGAAUAGGCUAAUGUUGACCUCGGAAAAUUCGAUGGAGGACCUGGUAGUUUCAUUGAUGGGAAGUAAUAACAACAAUAACAGUAAGAGUGAGGAAUUACUGAUAAGGGGAAGGCCAGUGAGGGUGUGGGAUUUAGAAACCAAGUCCAUGCACCAGCUGGUUCUGAAGCAAUGGGCUUCCAUCAAGAACUACGUCCUGAUAGGAAACUGGAAUCAAGACUUUGUGAAGAGGAGGAACUUGAAGAAAGGAGAUGAGAUUGGCCUUCAAUGGGAUCCCUACAACUUCUGCUUUAAUUUCUCCGUUCUCAAGCGAUUAUCAGUUAUGGCGGAGUAA
This is a messenger RNA of Neltuma alba, 750 nucleotides long. RefSeq names its product B3 domain-containing protein At2g33720-like. The transcript has a single exon. The record is from RefSeq and is a predicted model, not a curated record. Gene Ontology annotation, molecular function: DNA binding. The coding region runs from base 1 to 750 and encodes 249 amino acids. NCBI's taxonomy places the organism in Eukaryota, Viridiplantae, Streptophyta, Magnoliopsida, Fabales, Fabaceae.